UCCAUCCUUCACAAGGUCUGCAAUACCACGGAUGGACCAGAAAUUUACGAUACCAAAGGACACAAGAUCGAUACAGCCCUCGUGGAAGCAUCGAUCAAGGUGAGUGCACCAUUCUCCCUGCAGACAUUCAUAUGCUGAAAGACGAUCAGCGUGGAAAUCACGACAUCAGAAACGAGAUGGUGUUCAAAAGUAAUCCCACCUUCGUCUUCCACGACUCAUGCGGUUUCGAAGCGGGUUCUGAAGAAGAAUUUGAGGACAUGAAGAGUUUCAUCUCGGAACGGGCAAAGGCAACAAAAUUGGAGGAACGACUCCAUGCUAUUUGGUUCUGUAUUCCAAUGGACGAUCAUUGUCGAACGUUUCAGCGGGCGGAGGAAAAAUUCUUCUCCGAGUGCGACACCGGGCACAUUCCCGUGGUCGUGAUAUUCACCAAAUUGGACGCUUUACGUCCAAUCGCAUUCGGAGAACUCAAGAAGGAACUGAAAGGGGCACCAACAGGUGUCUUGGAUCGCUUAUACGAUUCCAAAAAUCGUGCUCGUCCCAAGUCUCAUGUGCGCUUGGAGAAUAUGCAGAAACCAAAUACGGACUGCAACAUUCUACUGGAACACACCACUCUAGCAUUAGACAAUGAAGAAUUGCAACUGUGCUUGAUAUCGACACAGCAAUCGAACCUGGAGCUUUGCAUCAAGUGUGCCGUUACCAAUCUGGGCCAGUCGAUUAUGACGUCCAUCUGUAUAACAUGGCUAAGUGGUUUCCACAUUUAAAAGUAAGACGAACAUUGAUUCAGUCUGAUGAU
Messenger RNA from Suillus bovinus, 793 nucleotides. RefSeq lists its product as uncharacterized. The transcript is spliced from 7 exons. Bases 132 to 761 code for a protein of 209 amino acids. The record is from RefSeq and is a predicted model, not a curated record. NCBI's taxonomy places the organism in Eukaryota, Fungi, Basidiomycota, Agaricomycetes, Boletales, Suillaceae.